This is a messenger RNA of Tetrahymena thermophila SB210, 3279 nucleotides long. RefSeq lists its product as hypothetical. NCBI's taxonomy places the organism in Eukaryota, Ciliophora, Oligohymenophorea, Hymenostomatida, Tetrahymenidae. The record is from RefSeq and is a predicted model, not a curated record. The transcript is spliced from 14 exons.
AUGCAAUACCAGUAGACUAAUGAAUAGAUAUGUAUCACUCAUAACAAUAUUACUAACUACUUUUGUUUGAGAGAGGGUAUUAAUGUUGACCAUUUUGAAAAUCUCCUCAAAGUAGUAUUCAUGAUUGAGGGCAAUAUCCUUGGCUUAAAAAGCUAAAAAACUGGUAUCAUUUACGAUACUGGAGAAUUCUGCAACUAAAAUUACUUCUAGUUGAGCAAUGAAACCUUCUAGCUAAUAUCAUCUAACGCUCAGCUAGGCUCUCCUCUCAACUCAAAUCCAACUCGCCAAAGUUCAAAUAUAAGAUCAUAUUCUAAUUUGAGUUAAUCUGUUCCAAAGCAAUCAAAAUCUAACCACAAACCUUCCUCUAGAAAUAAAUCAAAUGACAUACCUUCUCAUAUUUAGCAAAAGCUUUCUCAUCGCUACUCAAUCAAGAGUGCAAGCAAAUAUAGUGAUGAGCCAUGCCAAUUUUUCAUUGAGGAUUUCGAAGUCUUUAUGACCCUUCCUGGUAAGGAUAAUCCUGAAUACUUGUUCUGUUUCUUCUUGUUUGAUGACACACAAACUAUGAAGUAAUAUGGACCUCCUGUUUGUAGAUCAUACUCAAAUAAUUUUCCUUCUGUAGAUUUCUACUACUCCUUGUAUCCUUCUAAAAGAUCAAGAUCACCUUUCUAACCCUCUGAUAAUAUUAUGCUAUUCAGUUUCUAUCAAGGUCAUAAUAUUAUCAUAGAAAGAGAGUUAGCUCUUUCAUAUGAUGCUUCUGAGGAAAUAAUAAAAGCUAUGAAUCAGUAUAUUUAAAAGCAUGACUUAUUCCACUCAAAAAGCGAUAAAAGAAUGUCUAAUUUCAAUGAAGAUAAUACAUACACAGAAAAUAGCUUCCAAAUGAUCAAUUAACUUGGCUCAGACUCUAACUUUCAAAGAAGAGAAGGAAGCUUUUCUGACAUACCAACAAAUUAGGAUAAUGUUUUCGAUAUCAUUGAAUGCUUUUCGAAGAAUUAAAUUAGAAAGAAUUUUACUGAUGACUAAUUUAAAGAUUUGCUCAAGCUAGUCCGCAAAAAUAGCAAAAAGAUAAACAAUAUAUACGAAUAGUUCAAAGUGAGUAAUGAUUAUGAAGAGCUUCUAGGCAGUCUUCGUAGUAUCUUGAAUGUUCCUUUAUUGUAAUCCACUAACCUACUCGCUUAGAACGGAAACUUUAAUAUUCUACAAUCUUCAAAUACAAAUAAUAUCCUAAACUGUUUAAACAGUGAUAAUAAUAAAGUUAACAAUAAGUAAAUUAACCACAAUAGAGCAAACUCUAAAUCUUAAAAAAAAGCUGUUCCAAAUGAAAUGAGUUUUGAUGUCUCAUCUAAAGAAAAAAAAUUGGAUUUAUCAACUUUAAAGGGUUUAAGAGUAUUCUUGAAAAAAGAAAACACAUUUGAAAAACUAGGUAGUAGUGUGCUUGAAAAUAGGGAAAUAGGGUAUUUAGUGUAUGGAAUAAAGUAAAAUAAUUAGGAAUUGUUAGAGUUAUUACAUAACCUGAAUACGUACACUAAGUAGAAAGUUAUUUUAACCAUUUUAAAAGCAUACUGUUCUCAGUAAAUGCAAAAUAUUUUAAGUGCAAAAUUUAACAGCAGACAGCUAGAUGUUAUCAAAGAAAGUGAAAAUGAGAAAGAUUCACCUAUCCAGGCUGCUUUCCUUAAUUGGAUGGUUCUGGGAAAUUUAAAUGACCUUAUUUCAAUUCUCGAAGAAAAUGUUAAACUAAAAAAAUAUCCUUCAAUUUUAAAAAAUAAAAAAGAAAAAAUAACUAUUGACGAAUAAGCUUUUGGCUAGUUAUAAAAAGUUGUUGAAUAGUUUGACUAUUCUCCAUCUUAGAUUGCAAGAGAAUAAUAAUACGUAGAAUUAAAUGGAAGUGCUAUCUCCUAGCAAACUCAUUCUCUCUUUUAACAAACCAAAGAGCCAGAUACUCCAACAUAUGUUUUUAGAUAUUCUUAAUAUGCUAAUCGCCAAAAAAAACUAAGAAAACCAACUUUUACACUAAAUUCAAGGUUAACAUAAGAAAAUGUAAAUGAAGCUCUAGAAGAAUAAUUAGCAAAAGAGCAAGAUUAAAUCAAUAUUUAGAAAUAAUUAGAGCUAUACUUCUCAGCAUAAAAGACUUAUAAAGAUGAAUAAUAUUAUAAUUUAUAUAGAAAUCUUUUGAAUUAAAGUUAUAUUGGAUAAGAUAUUAUGAAAGAGCUUGAAGAAGCAUAUGAUUUUAAUUAUGUUCCUUUUUAUUUUGUCUUAGAAGCCUUUAGAAACACUUCAAAUGUAGAAGAAGAAUUAAAAGAUGCAUUAAAAUAGUUUACAGAUUUAAAAGCAAAAAUAAAACAUUUAAUUAACUUUGAGUCUCCAAUCUGUUAAGAUAAACUAACAAAAUAUAAAGGAUUUUUAACAAAUAUAGCCUAUCUAUACUGCUAAGAAUUUUCAAUAGGAGAGAGAACUUUCAAAAUUUUAAAUCAUUUAUUUUUGAAAUAAGAAAUUAAUGUAAUUGCUGCUUUUGAACUUUUUUGCAUAGAUUUAAAUAUUGACGAUUUUUUAGAAAAUGUCAAGCUAAUUGAAUAAGUUCACUUCUUCAAGCAUACAAUUGAAUUAUCGGAAUUCGAUUAAACAGAAGAAGAUAUGGAUUUAAUUAAUGUCAUUAUUUAUCUCUUAAAAAGUACUGAUAUUGCAAACUAAAAUAUUCAAGUUAUUGAAAAAGUUGUCAAAAUUGGAGACAGAGAUUUGUUAAAAAUUUUUAACGCUUACAAGCAAAAAAAAUUAUCUGACAUUUCUGUUUUGCUAAAACAAGUAAUGAACUUUGCGGAAUACAGAGCUUAGGAGGUUUAGUAAAUUGAAGAAAAUGAGAAGAAUUAAAAAUAAAGAGAAGAAACAUAGAAGAAGAUUUAAUUUUAAAUUGAUCACCUUUACACUAUCUAACCCCUAUUAAAGGAAGUCAAAUAUAUUAAGAUUAUUGAAGAUCUAGUAAAUGAAUAGCAUAAAAUAACGUAAAGCGCUUUUGAAGUCUAUGAAUUCUCUAAAGAUAAACAAGAUUUCAUAGAAACUAUAAGCCUAAUUUACUAGGCCUAUUACACAAAAUAGCUAAAAGAUACAGUUAAAAUGUACUUAUUUGAUCAAAAGCAGCCCAAAGAAAAGAUAACUUUCAUGAUGAAUUUAAUUAAAGAAAAUGAUGUACAUAUUAUGUCUGCUUGGGAGUUAUAUUUAAAAUUAGAUGAUUUGUCUGAUUUCAAAGAUACAAUUAGUAUUAUAUUAAAGAAGCACUAUAAAAUUUGA